Helianthus annuus (common sunflower) is the source of this 516-nucleotide messenger RNA. RefSeq names its product cold-inducible RNA-binding protein-like. NCBI's taxonomy places the organism in Eukaryota, Viridiplantae, Streptophyta, Magnoliopsida, Asterales, Asteraceae. The coding region runs from base 1 to 516 and encodes 171 amino acids. Gene Ontology annotation, cellular component: nuclear speck. The transcript has a single exon. Gene Ontology annotation, molecular function: RNA binding. The record is from RefSeq and is a predicted model, not a curated record. Gene Ontology annotation, biological process: mRNA splicing, via spliceosome.
AUGGGGGUAAAUCAAAAAGACAUAACUAAGUUCUUUGUUUCUAAUCUGCCGGAGAAGUGUAGUUCCAAGGAUAUCGGGGAGGUUUUCAGUAGAUUCGGUGAAGUUGCUGAGGUGUACGUUGCAAGAAAAAGGGAUAAGUUAGGUAACCGAUUUGGGUUUGUUUCCUUCAGAGGGGUGCGAGACAAAAGGGCAAUGGAACAGUGUUUGAAGGACAUUAAUAUGGGUAAUUUCAAACUUGUGGUUAACGUGGCAAGAUUUGCAGCGGAAAAUAACGAUGGAAGUCAGCAGCCGGAGAAGAAUUAUAAUCCUUCGAGAAGUUUUGGCGAAAAUUUUAUGGGUGGUGGCAAGGGUCAGCAUAGCAUGCCCCAGCCCAACAGUAACUUCGCUCCAAACCCCUGGGGAUCUUCGUUCAGGGACACUCUGAUGGGCUCUUCCAAGGGAGUUGGUUUGGAUGAUAAGAUGGUUGAAGUGUCCCAGUUCGUGAAACUGUUGGGGGAGUGGAAAAUAAGAGUUUGA